Molecule: messenger RNA, 393 nt
Organism: Trematosphaeria pertusa
Lineage: Eukaryota; Fungi; Ascomycota; Dothideomycetes; Pleosporales; Trematosphaeriaceae
Exons: 1
Coding region: 1-393 (130 amino acids)
Source: RefSeq, a predicted model, not a curated record
AUGGACAAACGGCACUCCUCCCAAGCCCAAUGGGACCGCGCGAUCGCCGACCAAAGCCCACCCUCCGCCUCCGCCUCCGUGCAGCACUACACGACGGAGCAGCAGCCAUGCGCGCCCUGCAGACAGAGAAUGGCGCGCUUCUCCUCCGCCGCCUCUACCACCACUACUACCACCAACGACAACAACAACAUCCAAGAAACGGCAGAAGCAUUUAGCCACCUAACAGUCCGGGAAAGCAAGCAGGAACAAGCGCAGGAGAAAUUUCUCCGACAGCUGCAGAUUUUUGCGCGGGAGAAGACGGGUUCGUAUGCGGAUAUAUUCAGGGAUGCGAUUAGGGAAGAGACUAGGGGGAAGAAGAACAACAAGAAGGAAAGGAAGAAUGGAGGGAAGUAG